Molecule: messenger RNA, 639 nt
Organism: Theileria annulata
Lineage: Eukaryota; Apicomplexa; Aconoidasida; Piroplasmida; Theileriidae
Product: 60S ribosomal protein L6, putative
Exons: 1
Coding region: 1-639 (212 amino acids)
Biological process (GO): cytoplasmic translation; ribosomal large subunit assembly
Cellular component (GO): ribosome; cytosolic large ribosomal subunit
Molecular function (GO): RNA binding; structural constituent of ribosome
Source: RefSeq, a predicted model, not a curated record
AUGACUGCAGUUUCAAGGACUCUUAAACCCAAGGUCAAAUUAAAUAGAAGAAAGACAGUCGUAACGAGAACUGGUAAAACUAAAGUUGUAGGUCGUAAAUAUGCGAGCGCCCCUAAAGUACGCGAAAGUUUAAGACCGGGAGCAGUUUUGAUCUUACUGACAGGAAGUUACAAAGGAAAGCGUGUAGUUUUAUUGAAGGUCUUGAAAAGCGGACUUCUAUUGGUGACUGGACCAUUCUCGUUUAACGGUGUUCCUCUGAGGAGAGUUAAUUCUAGGUACGUGAUUGCAACAUCAACAAACGUGUAUGAGUUUGCCGAGUUUGAUGGUAGCUCACUGAAGUCCUCAGUUGAAAGAGCAGUUUCAGAUCUUACAGACGAAAGUUUCGGAAAGUCUAAGGAGACUAAGCUUGCAGAGUUCAAGGACCGCAAGAAGAAGAACAAGAAUAAGGACUCGAUGUUUGUUGACGAGCCUUCGGUUCCAGUAAAGUCCCCAGAACUUUUGAGUAAACUCAGGGCUCUCCAGAGCAAGGUUGACGACGUAUUGGUUCCUUCACUUAAAAAGUCAGAACUCUUGACAAAGUACCUAAAGUCAAGGUUUACUCUAAGGAACAACAUGUACCCACACCUACUCAAGUUUUAA